AUGGAUCCUAAUCACGACGCCAAGUUUCCGCUGCAUGAGGCCGCUCGAGAAGGCAGGACCCAAGUUGCAGAAUCUUUAUUAAGCGCAAAUCCUAAAGCUGCCCUCAUCAAGGACGAGGAUGACCGCUUGCCAAUCCACUGGGCGGUAGCUUAUAAUCACCUACCUAUCGUAGAGCUCUUGGUGGCGACCAAAAAUUUCGAUCCUGAUGUAGAGGAUGGUCUGGGAUGGACGCCACUCAUGAUCGCGGCCAGCCUCAAGGACGCCGCGGGUGAUCCAGUCAUUGAUCUCUUACUUCGCAAAGGCGCCGAUGUGACGAUGAAGAGCAAUAACGGACAAAAUGCUCUUCAUUUCGCCAGCUCUAAAUCCAACAUCGCCACUGUUCGCACUCUGUUAGCCCACAAGUGUAGCGCUCGAGUGAAAGACAUUCGCGGUCAAUUACCACUCCACCGAGCAGCAGCAGUGGGCUCUGUACCCAUUCUCAAGAUGCUUUUGGACGAGGGUAAGAGCCCAAUAAAUGCGACCGACAAUGAUGGCUUGACGGCCUUGCAUCACGCUAUCUCCGAGGGCCAUGGCGACGCAGCCAUACUUCUCUUGAAAUCUGGCGCAGAUGCAGAGAAACGUGACUCGGAAGGACACCUGGCGAUUGAUCUGGUUCCAGAUGAUAAGGUCAAGCAGUAUAUCUUGCGAACCGCAGAAAGAGAUGGUGUAGAACUUCCAUAG
Messenger RNA from Penicillium diatomitis, 720 nucleotides. Its product is annotated as ankyrin repeat domain-containing protein. Gene Ontology annotation, molecular function: protein binding. The transcript is spliced from 6 exons. The coding region runs from base 1 to 720 and encodes 239 amino acids. Lineage: Eukaryota; Fungi; Ascomycota; Eurotiomycetes; Eurotiales; Aspergillaceae. The record is from RefSeq and is a predicted model, not a curated record.